Colletotrichum gloeosporioides is the source of this 1203-nucleotide messenger RNA. RefSeq lists its product as uncharacterized. The transcript has 5 exons. The record is from RefSeq and is a predicted model, not a curated record. Lineage: Eukaryota; Fungi; Ascomycota; Sordariomycetes; Glomerellales; Glomerellaceae. The coding region runs from base 1 to 1203 and encodes 400 amino acids.
AUGCAUUCAUCUUGGUUCGAGUAUUCAAUAACAAGGCCGUACCCCUUUCGAUGGUUCACGCCCGCGGCCAUCGUUGGUGGCCUCAUUCUAGCAGUUGUGUUUACGCUAGUCAAUUUCAGCUCCAACGGCUUUUACCUCAAAACCAUCUACACCAAAAGCCUCAACACCACCGAAGCAUCCUUUACUUCGAGGAAUACGACUCUCGAAGACUGUCACCUUGAUACACUCAAGAUCAAUCUCAUCAAAAGCGACAACACUCAGGGGCCUUCAUGGUGGCUUUCAUGGGGGCGGUUCACAGUAGCCGCUAAUCUUCGCUGUAUCAUUAUUUCCGACUCUGGACUCGUAGAUGUCACUAUCGACGCUGAAUAUUCGGGCGAAAGUGACGCGGUUAUCCACGACUAUGUACUUGAUGAUGAUUACGAAACCAGUUCAAGCGUAUGGUGGGGAAGUCGACUCUCCAACGCCUAUCUCGGCGGCGUUUUGACUGCGACCUCUCAGGUUGUUGUUACUAGGGAUAACCAGUACCUCACCUCUGCUCAGCUGUCUUUUACUGCAAACACAACAACCAAAGAUAUCCGGUCAAAUAGCUUCUUCAACCUACAGUGGUGGCUGGCCUUUUCUAACGCCGGUAUUUCGCAUAGCGGGAUGCAAGAUCUUGGGGAUACUGGCUACGACUCUGAUUAUUUCGUCGCGGCACCUUUUGCAGAAGGUCUGCAUUACGCCAGACUCAUGCACUCCCUGUUUGCCAUAGAUCUUGGCAACUGUAACUCCUCAAAUCUUCUUCUAGAUGAGGAAGGGCUUCAGUAUGUAAUCAUAGCUCCAGACAACAAAUUUCGAAGAAAGGGAGGAUUGCUCAAUGACACAGCAACCAUGAGCGGCUUGAACCCUGGCCGUUUCAACGAAAUCCCAGCUCCUGGUGCAAUACUUGACGACGGAGGCGAUAUUGAUCUCACUCCUUUGAAAGAGACUUAUGCCAAGUUCCGGUCAAAAACAGGUCCUCUGUCAUGCAACAAUGCCACUAUCAUGGCCGAGUACCUUUGUUCGGUGCCUCAGCAAAAGAGUCCCGGAGUGAUGUUCUUGGCCAUUUUGUUGGCUGACCUGGUAUUCCUUCAAGCAGCCUGGAAACUGUUCCAACUGGCGGCUGGGUCCGCAGCAACUCGCGGGAACCCGGAUGCAAUGAUCUCCAUAUACAAGGCUGAGUGA